AUGCCUCACGCCUCAGAGCACCCUGGCACUCCUGUUGGCAUGGCAAGGCUCCGAAGCCACAUUUACAUAGCUUCCGUGACUACUCAAAGGGACAGAACACAGCCCAUUGCCGCAAUGGUGGCAGCCCUGGGCGCAAAUGAUUUAAGCGGCACAUUCCUGCCCUACCUGGUGCCCAUGGCUUCACCACGCCAGUCCGUUCGGUCACCAAGACAGGUGAGUUUUGACAUCCCUGCGCCUGCGGACGAACCGAGAACACCUCCACCGCGCCCAGAAGAAACACCGAACACUACAGAACCGUUGCACGCCGAUUGUGGCAACGACAUCCCGCAAUCAUAUCCUCCAGGAGGCCAUGCCGCGGAAGAGGAGCCAGAACAAAUCAUUACUUUAGCUCAUGUCAAAAAGAAGCUAUGGGAUGAAAUGAUCCAGUGCCCCGAUGAUGCAAGCAACCGGUUUUUACCCCGAGGCCAGCUCAGCAAGCUCGUCACGCGAAAAGUCGUUUCCGAAGUGAUUCGUUGCGAAUUCUUCAAUGAGCCAGAGGCCGAAGCGCAGGCUUGUGCGGAUUUCGUUUGGGGUGAGGGAGGACCAACGGUUGAGAAUGGAGAAAUGCCGCCGAGUUCACCCCCGGGCCCGUUUCGACCGCCGCUGGCUGAGGAGAUGGAUGCCGACCCAGAUGAGAAGACGUCCAGUCGCAAAAUCUUUACGAUUCUGAUGUUGAUAUCCAAAGUCAAACUCAUACGCAUGUUUAAAGAGGCCGGGAUACGGGACCGGGAACUUCCAUUCAUCCGUUGCAAGGAUAAGAAUACGCUGUCUACGUGGCAAGGCAGGGAUUUGGCUUUCCUUACUGAUAAGGAAGCCUUGAAUGAAUUCUAUUCAAAGCAGCGGUGGAUCCAUAUCCCGUUUAUUAAGAUGUUCGACCAGAACCCAAACACCGAGAAAUAUCGACUUCUCCAUAACGACACGAUCCUCCCUUUUACUGACUGGGACCCGCAAGAGCAACAAGUCGAUGAGAGUGCAUAUGCCAAGGUCACUCGAGUCGCGAUACACCCCGAUCAUCACCGAUUCACCCAUCCCAAUACCAACUUUUUUGCGAUCAAAGAGUUCUUCCCGGACCUGGAAGAUCAUCACCACGGGCAUUACCGAAACGAAAUCGCAGCUUUCGCUCAGACGAAAAAAGGAUCACACCUGGUUGAACUUCUCGCAACGCUUAGCAUCGCGGGCGGCGAAGGGAAGCAAGAUCAAUUAUACCUCAUCUUCCCUUGGGCGGAUGGAGGAAGUCUCAAGCACAUGUGGAAGCAGGAGCCCGAGGAAUUGCUUCUAAACCACAAACUCGACAAACCCGCUCUUGUCCGCUGGGUGGCUCUUCAAAUCUUCGGUAUCAUAACAGACCUAUGCAAUAUUCAUGAAAGGCCUUCCGAUGAGAACGAAGAGCCAAAUGGCAUUGGAACCGAAACUGGCCAUGAGAAUGACAAGGGCGAAACGACCAAUAAACCGUUGUUUGGUAUCCAUGGUGAUAUCAAACCGGAGAACAUACUUCACUUUAUCCAAGAGACGGGAUUCCACCGUCUGGGCAGACUUAAACUCGGUGACUUUGGCGUAAUGCAGUACCACGCGAAAGACAGGCGCACGGGGCCUCAUCACACACCAGCUGGGGCGCCGUCGUACAGGGCUCCAGAGCAAGAUGUGGAGUUUCGCGGAGACAUGUGCAGAAGAGUUGAUAUCUGGGCACUUGGGUGCGUCUUCUCGGAGCUGGUAACAUGGCUAAUCCGGGGUACGAGGGGACUAGAGGCCUACCAAAAUAAACGACUCGCAGAUUAUCUGGAGCGCAGGCGUACGAAAGGAGAGACUAUAAAGGCCAAGGCUAAUUCGAGAAGCCGCGAGGAUGUGUUCUUUCUAAAGUAUUACCUUCGGGAUGAAGGCGGCUCACAGCCUGGCAGGUGUCCGUGGAUACCAAAGUUAAGGCCUAGUGUGAAAGAGUGGAUUGAGGAGCUGAUCACGGAUAUCGGCGGUAAGGAAGCCGACUUCUUCCUCGCACAUUUUUUAGAGUUCGUCAAGUCGGAGAUGCUACAUCCGGAAAGAGAAUGCCGGGCAACCUGCCAGGAGACAUUUGUGUUCCUCAAAAGGCUUAUGGAUCGAGAUACACCAGAGUACUGGUCCUGCCCGGAGUCAAGGCGGGACUUCUCGGAAUCCGUUCCAGAGCUGUCCUCUGAUGAAGAUCUGGACCCAGAACUUGCCUCUAGCACAAAUCUAGUUCUAGAGAUAUCCUCUAAUGGAAACCCAGACCUAGACCUCGCCUCUAACGAACACCUGAACCCAGAGCUCGCCUCCGACGAAAAUCCAGCCGCAGGGCAAUCCUCUGGCGAAAAUCCGGCUCUGGAUUCCCACAGCCGAAACACACGGUGGAAUGCGUUGCUUUCCUCCAUUUCGUACGACUCUGUCCGGGCUAUGGAGUUUGGCGAGAUGUUCCCUGGGACCGAGGUGCUUGGAAACGACUUCAGUCCCAUUCAGCCCACAUGGGUACCUCCAAACGUUAAAUUUGAGGUGGAUGAUGUCGAAGGCGAUUGGGUGUAUGCUCACCCAUUUGACUACAUUUUCUGCCGAUACAUGACAGGCUCUAUCGCGGACUGGCCCAAGCUUGUGAGUAAUAUCUAUGACAAUUGGAUCGGCAUGCUUCUCGAUGCCGCUCGGAAAAUCGGCCGCGAGCCGUGCCCCGGACCAAAGCUCCUCGAGCGGGUCAAAGGCGCCGGGUUCACAAAGGUUACUGAGAGAGUGUUCAAGAUGCCCAUUGGGUCCUGGCCGAAAGAUCCUAGGCUCAAGGAGCUGGGACUGAUAAAUGCAUCUCAGGUGAUUGAUGGGUUGGAGGCAUUCUCAAUGAGAUUGAUGUGUGAUGUUCAGGGAUGGAGUGAAAGCGAGGUGCAGGUGCUUUUGGCUAAGGUCAGGAAAGAGCUGAAGGGCACGGUGUUCCAUGCGUACGUCAACUUCCACGUCGUCUAUGGACAAAAGCCAUCAGAAUAG
Molecule: messenger RNA, 3012 nt
Organism: Scedosporium apiospermum
Lineage: Eukaryota; Fungi; Ascomycota; Sordariomycetes; Microascales; Microascaceae
Exons: 11
Coding region: 1-3012 (1003 amino acids)
Biological process (GO): peptidyl-serine phosphorylation; peptidyl-threonine phosphorylation
Molecular function (GO): ATP binding; protein serine/threonine kinase activity
Source: RefSeq, a predicted model, not a curated record